Molecule: messenger RNA, 1514 nt
Organism: Nymphaea colorata (pocket water lily)
Lineage: Eukaryota; Viridiplantae; Streptophyta; Magnoliopsida; Nymphaeales; Nymphaeaceae
Product: alcohol dehydrogenase 1-like
Exons: 11
Coding region: 90-1229 (379 amino acids)
Biological process (GO): formaldehyde catabolic process
Cellular component (GO): cytosol
Molecular function (GO): S-(hydroxymethyl)glutathione dehydrogenase [NAD(P)+] activity; zinc ion binding
Source: RefSeq, a predicted model, not a curated record
AUCCUGCUGUGCCUCCCUCUGCUCUUUGGCCUUUGCAUUGUUGAUCGGUGUCCCGAAAUCUGUAGUCCUCUGUUCAAGGAAGAAAAAAAAUGUCUACUGAAGGCACGAUUAUUCGUUGUCAUGCUGCGAUUGCAUGGGAGGCGGGGAAGCCAUUGUCAAUUGAGGAGGUUGAGGUUCAUCCACCUCAAGCGAUGGAAGUCAGGAUCAAGAUUCAAUUCACUGCUCUAUGCCAUACUGACGUUUUCUUCUGGGAAGCCAAGGGCCAGACCCCUGUGUUUCCAAGAAUCUUUGGCCAUGAAGCAGGAGGGGUGGUGGAGAGUGUUGGUGAAGGGGUGAGAGACCUUAAGCCAGGUGAUCAUGUACUGCCUAUCUUCACAGGAGAAUGUGGGGAGUGCAGGCACUGCAAGUCUGAAGAGAGCAACAUGUGUGAACUCCUGAGGAUCAACACAGACAGGGGAGUGAUGAUUGCUGAUGGAAAAUCCAGGUUUUCCAUCAAGGGUCAACCAGUUUAUCACUUUUUGGGUACUUCUACUUUCAGUGAGUAUACAGUUGUUCACACUGGUUGUGUUGCAAAGAUUAAUCCAAGAGCACCUCUAGACAAAGUGUGUAUCCUCAGCUGUGGAAUUUCUACUGGUUUUGGUGCUGUUGUGAAUGUUGCUAAACCGCCUAGAGGCUCUACUGUGGCAGUCUUUGGGCUGGGUGCCGUUGGACUAGCAGCUGCUGAAGGUGCACGGGUUUCCGGCGCUUCGAGGAUAAUUGGAAUUGAUAUCAACCCAAACAGAUUUGAGACAGCCAGGAAGUUCGGUGUCACAGAGUUUGUGAAUCCAAAAGACUCUAACAAGCCUGUUCAACAGGUGCUGGCGGAGAUGACCAACGGAGGUGUUGAUCGGAGCAUCGAGUGCACAGGGAAUAUUCAGGCCAUGAUAUCUGCUUUCGAGUGUGUCCAUGAUGGUUGGGGAGUUGCUGUUCUGGUUGGCGUUCCUAGCAAAGAGGCAGUGUUUCAGACGAACCCCAUGAACAUACUGAAUGAAAGGACUCUCAAAGGAACUUUCUAUGGAAACUACAAGCCACGCUCUGACAUUCCCUCUGUUGUGGAGAAGUACAUGAACAAGGAACUCGAAUUGGAGAAGUUCAUAACUCAUGAAAUUCCUUUCUCUGACAUUAACAAAGCGUUCGAUUACAUGGAGAAGGGGGAAAGCCUGAGAUGCAUUAUAAGGAUGGGAGCAUAGCUUCGCUGUAAAUAAAAACAGUUAGUACUAAAUAAAAGUAAAAUGCGACCAACGAGUGUAUCUUUUCAGUGUCUUUGUCUUUGUGAAUGCCUUUCGGCACCCCCAAAAAUAAACUGCUUAAGUUGGUAGGUGUGAGUCUGGAGUUCUAAUGAGUUUGGACUCUUUAUCAUCAUGUAAAUAGUAAGCAAAUAUUACCGAGUGCCGAUUGUGUUCCAUAGUGCUCGACUCAGCUUUAUUUUAUAGUCUGAAAAGACCAGGAAGAAGAAGAAUAAAUGCAGACGAAGA